GCACGGUUCACAACGACCGCACAAGUGAAUGUUCCCUCGUCUUGCUCGUCACCCCCGCAAUUUUGCAUCUCUUCUUUACAAACCACCACCACUAUCUACUUACAGGGCAUAUACGACGAUGGCACCCCCAGAUCAGAGCGCGGACUGGCACAGCGCUGAAUCAGCCAAGGGGUUGAAGUUGUCGUACUUCACGAAGCCCAUCGAAAAAUCUCAACAGGACGACAGGGACUACAGGCUGAUCAGACUGGAGAACGGGCUGCAGGCCAUGCUUAUUCACGACGCAAAGGCGGACAAGGCGGCUGCAAGUCUCGAUGUGGCGGUGGGACACCUCUAUGAUCCGGCUGACAUGCCUGGCCUCGCACAUUUCUGCGAACAUCUCUUGUUCAUGGGCACGGAGCAAUACCCUAAAGAGAAUGAAUACUCCGAAUAUCUCUCCAAAAAUAACGGCUCUUCCAAUGCCUACACCGCAUCGUCCAACACGAACUAUUACUUUAAUGUUGCACCCUCCGCCCUCCCUGGUGCCAUUUCCCGCUUUUCCGGCUUCUUCCACUCGCCGCUCUUCGCCCCCUCGUGUACCGUGCGCGAGCUCAACGCCGUAGACUCGGAACACAAAAAGAACCACCAAAACGAUGUCUGGAGGAUUUUCCAGCUCAAUAAACAUCUGACUAAGGAAGGGCAUGUCUGGAAUAAAUUCGGUAGCGGGAAUAAGGAGACUUUGACGAGGGUGGGGAGAGAGGCAAAAGCGGUGGAGGCAGCCGAGAGGAAGAGGGUCGCUGCUGAAUCGACGGUUAACGGUAAUGGUAAUGGGUUUUUGACGCCGAAUGCCAGUGCCGCCCCGUCGAGGAUACCGUCGCCUGCUCCUUCGGUGAAUUCGGCGAUUGGUGAGGUGGGCGAGGCGGACGGCGGGCUUGUAGGAAGGGAGACGAGGAGGAGGUUGAUUGAAUGGUGGAGUAAGGAGUAUUGCGCAAGUAGAAUGAGGUUGUGCGUCAUCGGAAAGGACUCUUUGGACGAUCUUGCAGAGAUGGUCACGGAGAACUUUUCCCCGAUCAAGAAUAGGGGCCAAGAGCCUCUGCCUAUGAUCCCAGAUCACCCCUUCGGUCCGGGGGAGAAAAGCACGCUCGUAUCAGUCCAAACUAUCAUGGCCUUCCACAUCCUCGAGAUCUCCUUCCCGCUUGACUAUCAACCUCCCCACUGGCGGCACAAGCCUGGCACUUUCCUCGCUGGCCUAGUAGGUCACGAAGGGCCCGGAUCGCUGCAUUCGUAUCUAAAGAAUAAGGGCUGGUUGACGGCGUUGAGUGCAGGGCCGCAAAACCUGGGCAGAGGCUUUGCGAUGUUCAAAGUUACAUUGCAUAUGACAAAGGAUGGAUUCGCCAACUACCGUGAAGCUGCUCUGGCCGUGUUCUCCUACCUCUCCCUUCUCCGCUCCUCCGCUCUGGAACCAUGGCAUCAGAAAGAAUUCUCACAACUGCUUCAUACCCGUUUCCGCUUCGCCGAGAAAUCGCGUCCGGACGACUAUGCGGUAUGGAUGACAGCACAAAUGGCGUGGCCGACGCCAAGGGAACUGGUGGUCAAAGCCCCACAGGUGGUAUGGGAAUGGGAUGAGGCGGGUGAGGCAGAGAAGGAGGUGAGGAGAACGUUGGAGGGAUUGAGGGUGGCUGAGGGAAGAGCUGUUUUGAUGGGGAGAAAGGAGGAGCAUGUGAAAGUUGGUGGCGAGGGGGAGUGGGAGAAUGAGCCGUGGUAUGGGACGGAGUAUAAGGUUGUGAAGAUGGAUGAGGAAUUUGUCCGACUUGCGGAUGGUCCUUGUACCGUUCCGGAGCUGCACCUUCCUGGACCGAAUGAGUUCGUGCCGAUGAAUCUAGAUGUCGAGAAGAAGGAAGUUUCUGUGCCUCAACCACGACCACACCUUAUUCGGAAGACUGAACUUACGACGCUCUGGCAUAAAAAAGACGAUCAAUUCUGGGUUCCUAAGGCCAGUGUCAUCCUCGACAUUCGGAGUCCAUUCGCGGACGAUACUCCUUUAGCAACUGUUAUGACUCGACUAUACUCCGAUCUCGUAGAAGACUCCCUCACGGAGUAUGUCUACGACGCGGACUUGGCUGGCCUCAGUUAUAACUUCUCUUCAUCUUCGAGCGGGAUGUUCGUUCAUGUGCAAGGAUACAAUGACAAAUUGCACGUCUUGCUGCAGCAUGUCCUCGAGAGAAUCAAGACCAUCCAAGUUAAGAGGGAUCGGGUGGAGGUUAUGAAGGAGCAGUUGAAACGCAGCUGGGAGAACUACUUCCUUGGACAGUCCUAUAGGAUCUCGGAUUAUUACGGAAGAUACCUCAUGAGCGAAAGACAGUGGACCUUGCCCGAGAAGCUGAAGGUCCUGCCUUCUGUUACGGAGGAAACGAUUCAGGCCCACAUCAGCAAACUCUUGUCGAAGACGCAUGUUCAUAUGCUUGUCGGCGGUAAUCUGUACAAGGAUGAAGCUAUUAACCUUGCGAAAAUGACUGAGGAAAUCCUCGGCUCGACAUCAUUGCCAUCAGACGAAGUCGUCGACCUUGCAUUAUUGCUUCCCAAAGGCUCAAACUACGUCUUUUCCAUGCCCGUCCCCAAUCCGAACGAGCCUAAUUCCGCUCUGAUCUACUACACCCACUUCGGCCCCACAACCUCUCAACACCUGCGAGUCACGGCCGACCUCCUGACUCAGAUCCUUUCCGAACCUGCCUUCGACAUCCUUCGCACCAAAGAGCAGCUCGGCUACAUCGUCUCAGCAUCACAAUGGCUCUCCUCAGGCUCCGGUCAUACAGGCUUGAGAAUUGUGGUCCAGAGCGAGAGGGGCCCAGUGUAUUUGGAGGAGAGGGUCGAGGCGUUCUUGGAGCAUAUGAAAGGAGUGUUGGAAGGAAUGAGUGAAGAGGCUUUCCAGGAGCAGAAGGAUGGUCUGAAGGAGAAGUGGCAGGAGGCGCCAAAGAACGUAGGGCAGGAGAUGACGAGGUAUUGGGCGCAUAUUGAGUCCGGGUAUCUGGAUUUCAUGAGACGCCAGAAUAAUGUUGCGCAUCUGACGAAUGUGACGAAGCAAGACGUCCUUUCCCUCUUCAUGUCAAAUGUCCAUCCUUCGUCAACCACCCGGUCCAAACUCUCUGUUCACGCCAUUUCGCAAAAGCCCAGGACGAAACACGUCAGCCCCGCCGCGCUCCAGGCCUUCGUUGAGCUCGCCCGGCAGAGAUCUUCCUCAACGUCCAUUGAUAUCGACGAAAUUCCAUGGAAAGACGAAUUUGGCACCGCGGAGAACGAGCCUUCCGUGCUCGACUUUGCUAAGUUCUGGAAGACUGCGCUCGAAGAAAAAGGUGCUGAAGGGACGAAAGUGAUGGAAGGGUUGUUCGAGGCGCUACCAGACUUGAUCAAACAAUUCCCGGCAAAGGCUGAUUACGAGGGUGUAUUGCCAGAGGGAGUUAAGAAGGUGGAGGAUGUUGAAGCGUUCAAGAAGGGAUUGACGGUCAGCGAGAGGCCGAGGGCGCUGGUCCAGUGGGGAGAUUUGCCGACGCCCCAUCUUUGAAGAUGGUUUUGCGCAUAGAUGCCGAUCGCGGACAUCUUAGACGAAGGGAGAAUACCGUAUACUGCUCUAGAUUAAUAAUACAUAUAAAUACAUGUUAUUUUGUUUCCCC
Molecule: messenger RNA, 3644 nt
Organism: Stereum hirsutum FP-91666 SS1
Lineage: Eukaryota; Fungi; Basidiomycota; Agaricomycetes; Russulales; Stereaceae
Exons: 15
Coding region: 119-3535 (1138 amino acids)
Biological process (GO): peptide catabolic process
Cellular component (GO): cytosol; mitochondrion
Molecular function (GO): metalloendopeptidase activity; metal ion binding
Source: RefSeq, a predicted model, not a curated record